GCUUCAAAUUAAUUAAUUGGUGUAUUUUUGUAAAUAAUGUUUUUAAACGGUUCAAAUCUAUUUAUAAUGGCAAUGAUGUUGGCUAUUAAUAUCAAUAUUGUUUUAGCAAAUGAUGAUGAUAAUAUUUGUAAAUCAAUGCGUAAUAAUAUUGGAGCGUUUAAUAUAUUCAAUGUUGGUUUGACCAAAACGAAAAUCAUAUUGGUAACUCGUGAUUUUUAUGUAUUUGAAAUGAAUAGAACUGCAUUCAAUUCAAAUAAAAAGAAAUUGUAUUUCACUGAUCUACCAAUACCGAUUGCAAAAAAAUAUCCUAAUCUAUAUCAUAAUACUUCAUUUCAAGAAAUGAAAAAUCAAAUUAUCGAUAUACGAAUAUUCACUGGUGAUGAUGGUGAAUGGUUAUGUUUUAUACCGUUAACGGAUUAUGGAAUUGGUUAUAAUCUUGCAACAACUGAAACAACAAUUUUAACCUGGUUUGUUAAAACAAAUGUUGCAAAUGAAAGAUCAUUAGGAACAGAUGAAGUAUAUUACAAUUAUGUGUUUCGUUAUCAAAAUGUAACAAAUCAAUCAAGGGGCUUACAGUUAAACAAAGAUGUAAUUAGCGAUGGUAGAGUGGAAUUUGCAAAAAAGGUGAAUCUAAUCUAUGAUUGGUCAAGUUUGUGUUUAAAUUUAAAUAAUGAAAUAUAUUUUGGUACAUAUUGGUGUGAAAACAAAUCGGUCGAUUGGAAUAUUACAGGAGGUUUUACUAUUGAUAAUUAUUUCUAUUUACUUGGAAAAGAUUUUGUCUAUUCAUUUGAGAAAGGGGCAUUUUUGGAUAGAAAAAAAUCAUUCAAAUUUGAAAAACAAGAAUAUCGAUCAUUUAUUUAUUGUAAAGGUGAUAUUGUCUCCAAGUCAUAUAGCAAAAUUAUUUGGAUUAUAUUAUUACUUAUUUUAUUGUUGCUAAUAAUACUAUGUAUUUUACUUUUUGUCAAAAUUCGUCGAAGACGUUAUAUUCGAAAAUCACAACCACCAUCCAAAAAGGUAGAGGAAAAAUUACAGCCAAUCAAAACGAUGAAUGAAAAGAAUCAAAUGAAAGAAACAAGUCAAAAGAUUGCAUUGAUUCAAAAAAUUGAUGAAAAAAGUCAAAAGAUUCAAUUGAUUCAAAAAAUUGAUGAAAGAUCAUUGAGAAAAGAUAAAAGUAAAUUAUUUUCCGAAAUACCACCAUCAAUAAUAUCAAAAUUAUCAAGAUCGGAUUAUGCUGGUGGAUCAAGUACAGUAUCUGAAUCAAUCAAUCCUAGAUCAAAUAUUCAGAAACUUUCUACAAUAGAACCUUCUGCAAUAUCAUGUCCGUCUGUAUUUCCGUCUACCGCCGCUGAAAGUAAUAGGUUUGUGUAG
Molecule: messenger RNA, 1368 nt
Organism: Dermatophagoides pteronyssinus (European house dust mite)
Lineage: Eukaryota; Metazoa; Arthropoda; Arachnida; Sarcoptiformes; Pyroglyphidae
Source: RefSeq, a predicted model, not a curated record